AUGGAGCCCCCUGCCUCCUUCCCGGCCCUGCCCUCGGUCGCGCCGUCGGGGCCGCCGCCGCCUUCGCCUCCUCCGCUCGCCGGAGCCGAGCCCGGGCCGGAGCCCGAAGAGGCGCCCGCCGGCCGCGGGGAGCCGGAGCCGGAGCCCGCGCCGGGCCCGGGCCCAGGGGGGCGGCGGCGGCGGCGGCCCCUGCAGCGCGGGAAGCCGCCCUACUCGUACAUCGCGCUUAUCGCCAUGGCGCUGGCGCACGCCCCGGGCCGCCGCCUCCCGCUGGCCGCCAUCUACCGCUUCAUCAGCGAGCGCUUCGCCUUUUACCGCGACAGCCCGCGCAAGUGGCAGAACAGCAUCCGCCACAACCUCACGCUCAACGACUGCUUCGUCAAGGUGCCCCGCGAGCCGGGAAAUCCGGGCAAGGGCAACUACUGGACGCUGGACCCGGCGGCCGCGCACAUGUUCGACCACGGCAGCUUCCUGCGGCGCCGCCAGCGCUUCAAGCGCGCCGAGCCGCCCGCGCCCCCGCCGCCCGCGCCCGCCGCGCCGCCCGGCCCCUGCGCGCCCUUCCCGCCCGGCCCCUUCGGCGCGGACAGCCUAGGGGGCCUGGGGGACCUGCCGCUCGAGCUGGGGGUGCUGGGCGCCCCGGAGCCGCCCUGCUGCGCCGCGACCGACGCCGCCUUCCCGCCCUGCGCCGCCGCCUUCCCGCCGCUCUAUGCGCCCGACCUCCCGGCGCUGCCCCCGCGCCCCGCCGAGCCGCUGCUGGCCUUGGCCACGCCGCCGGGAGCGCUGGGCCCGCUUGGCCCCGGGGAGGCCUACCUGCGGCCGCCGGGCUACCUGCCGGGGCUGGAGCGCUACCUGUGA
Messenger RNA from Pipistrellus nathusii (Nathusius's pipistrelle), 855 nucleotides. The record is from the annotation of a GenBank genome assembly. Lineage: Eukaryota; Metazoa; Chordata; Mammalia; Chiroptera; Vespertilionidae.